Mesocestoides corti is the source of this 1410-nucleotide messenger RNA. NCBI's taxonomy places the organism in Eukaryota, Metazoa, Platyhelminthes, Cestoda, Cyclophyllidea, Mesocestoididae. The record is from the annotation of a GenBank genome assembly.
AUGGGCCUUCGCAUCCUAGGUGUUAAAGACAAUGAGUCAGUAGAUUACCCAUUAUUUUUGCUAAGGAGCACGUUUUUUUGUAGGAAUGGUUGCAAUCCAACCUUGAAACACAUACCAGACAGCGUGGUUUUCCAAACGUUUUCAAAGUCUUCAAAUAAUAUUUUGUUAAAGGCUCUUCUACCGCUGUGCGAUGGUAGAAACAAUAUAUGCAUCUUUUGCCCUCACCAAUCAUUUGAUUUUACUCUUGAUAAACUCCCGAUGAACGAAUCCAGGCCUUAUGUUAGACCCAUCUAUGUCACAUUCAAUGGCCACGACGGGUCGUUUCAGGCUCCUUCGAAUGUUAGUUCAAACCCAGACAGUGCCUGUCGCCGAUUGGGAUUGGCUGUGCGAAUACUUCAGUCGGCAACAGCCGAAAUUAUCCUCGCCGAAACUGGUUACCGACGCUCAUUCGCCUGUGCAGGCGAUUUUCGCACACCAUCGAAAAUUCCCCCCCGUGUUUCGGCCUCACCAGUAUCGGCUGCUGUGUGGUGUAUUCAGUCUAAACUUAGCUUUGAAGAAGCCCAGCGUAUGUCAGUAAUUUCACUAUGGGAAACUCUCGCCCGAGAACUACACAACGUAUUUAGUGAAGAUAGAGGUCAGGCGAAAUGGUUAGCUGUUGUCAGCUGUACAGAAUUUAAAGCCCUUGCUACUACGGAAACCACUCCUUUAUCACACGAAGCCAUCAUUUCUAGAACCGUGGCAUACUGCGCUCUAGGCGCAGGUGGUUUGGCCCUAUUUGGGUCUGGCAACUUGUAUACAUGGCCAGAAAGUAUUGUUGAUCUUGAAAUUCAUCUUUCUGACCUGCGGAAAGUCAACCGGCGACAGUUCCUAGAUGAUAGCGCGUACCGUGGGACUUACUGGGCUAAUUACACAACCGCACUAGGAACUAUGCUACAUGAGCUAGGCCACUGUUUUGACUUAGAUCACAGCCCGGAAGGAAUCAUGAGACGUGGAGGCGAUGAUUUGAACCUGAUUAUUUCCUUCCCUCCACCUGGGGUUUCGUCAGAUUUUCGGAAAGUAAACGGAAUUAUACACGCUCCUCUCGGAAUCCAUUUGAUACAAGUGAGAAUGGCCGAAAAAACGUGUUCUCCCUUCUGUGCUGAGUUGUGGAAUUCCAAACGCCGUGCCAACACACCAGAACUACCAACGGAUAUCACAAUGAUGCGGGGUUGCAUCGUAUGGCACAGGUCUUUCAAGGAAACACCAAAGACGUUCCAUAUCGCCAAGGUUCUGCAGAGCAUCUCCUCUCAAUUACGAGGAGCCGCUUUCAAAGUUGUGGUAUUAGACCUUGGUGGAUUCACAUCCCAAAUGACCUUUUCAGAUGGAGAUCGAGGUGUACGGUCUCACCCUCCUUACCAAAACGCUAUAUGA